AUGCUGCCCACACCCAAUGGCAGUGGGCCGAGCCCGGAGCUUGAAGGCCAUUGGCCAAAGACCUCGGAGAGGUCCCCAUGUGUGGCUGGUGUCAUCCCUACCAUCUACUACAGCAUCCUGCUGAGCCUGGGGCUGCCUGUCAACGUCCUGACCACAGUGGCCCUGGCCCGCCUGGCCGCCAGGACCCGGAAGCCGGUGUACUACUACCUGCUGGCGCUCACGGCCUCGGACAUCGUCACCCAGGUAGUCAUCGUGUUCGGGGGCUUCCUCCUGCAGGGCGCCGUGCUGGCCCGGGACCUGCCCCGCUCCGUGGCACACACCGUGAACAUCCUGGAGUUUGCUGCCAUCCACGCCUCGGUCUGGAUCGCCGUGCUGCUCACGUUCGACCGGUACAGCGCGCUGUGCCGCCCCCUGCACCACCGGGCGGCCUCCUCCCCGGGCCGGGCCCGCCGGGACAUCUCCAUCGUCCUGGGUGCCGCCCUGCUGACGGGCAUCCCCUUCUACUGGUGGCUGGACGUGUGGAGGGACCCAGGCCCCCCCAGCACGCUGGACGAGGCCCUCAAGUGGGCGCACUGCCUCACCGUCUACUUCAUCCCUGGCGGCAUUUUCCUGGUCACCAACUCCGCCCUCAUCUGCCGGCUGCGGAGGCGGGGCGGGCGUGGGCCGCGGCCCCGGGUGGGCAAGAGCACCGCCAUCCUGCUGGGCCUCACCACCCUCUUCGCCUGCCUCUGGGCGCCCCGCAUCUUCGUCAUGCUCUACCACCUGUACGUCGCCCCGGUGCACCGGGACUGGCGGGUCCACCUGGCCUUGGACGUGGCCAACAUGGUCGCCAUGCUCCACACGGUGGUCAACUUUGGCCUCUACUGCUUUGUCAGCAAGACCUUCCGGGCCACCAUCCGAGAGGUCGUUCACGAUGCCCACCUGCCCUGCAUCCUGGGGCCACAGCCAGAGGGCACGGUGGCGGAGCCCGUGCUGAAGCCUCCGGGACUCCCUGAAGGGGCAGAACUGUAG
Molecule: messenger RNA, 1011 nt
Organism: Myotis myotis
Lineage: Eukaryota; Metazoa; Chordata; Mammalia; Chiroptera; Vespertilionidae
Gene: GPR142
Product: G protein-coupled receptor 142
Exons: 2
Coding region: 1-1011 (336 amino acids)
Biological process (GO): G protein-coupled receptor signaling pathway
Cellular component (GO): membrane
Molecular function (GO): G protein-coupled receptor activity
Source: RefSeq, a predicted model, not a curated record